Messenger RNA from Syngnathus acus (greater pipefish), 2531 nucleotides. RefSeq lists its product as uncharacterized. Bases 246 to 2330 code for a protein of 694 amino acids. Lineage: Eukaryota; Metazoa; Chordata; Actinopteri; Syngnathiformes; Syngnathidae. The transcript has 3 exons. The record is from RefSeq and is a predicted model, not a curated record.
AAUGUCCUGUUGCUGGAGUUGAUAAUCCUCAACGCAAAUAUAAAGCUUCUCAAUACAGGUGUAAAUAUAGACUCAGAUUAAAAGAAAAAGAAUUGAAUUUUUUUAAAUAUGUAUGCGAACAUUGAAACAGCAAUGCAAAUUAUUAUUAAGUUGCUACAUUUUGUUUUUUAAAUUGUACUAAUAAAGUUUUUUCCACAUAUCUCUAACCCCAAGAAGAUCCUUGAGUUUUUCAAAAGCUUGUCGCCAUGGAAACAAACACAUCAAUGACCUCUCAGAAUGACGAUAACCUGUGGAAGAUGGAUUCCAAGAUGGUGGCAGACAAUAAAGAAACAGCAAACAUUAGUCCUCCUGGAGAGAAAACCUUAAAUGACCCCAAUGACCCUCCCCCAACUGACUCGACUCAAAAUGAUGCAAUAAACAUUGACGGUGCAGAUUAUAAAUUCAUCCCACUCCAACAAUCCCUUUCAAACAUGGGGCCACCAUUGCCGGGAGGGAGGUACGAAGACCUAGCCGCAAGUAAUUCCAGUGUGACCCUUGUGUUUGAGGCAGGUGACGACACUGAGGCUGAAGCUAAUCCCAUCAGAUUACACUGGCAUCAUAGUGAAAGGCAGUCAAUGGAAACACACAGGGACACUGAGGAAGUGUCAGCAGGUACGCCACGGAUUCUUGAGGAGUUGAAAGACCUUACUCGAAAUGCUGAGGACCAAAUACCCAGGGGUCCAUUAAGAGGAACAAAAGACGAAUUUCCGAAGCUAGCAUCUUCAGACACUGUGGACAAGGUAAGAGAUGAAAUCCAACAACAAGAAGAUUUAACUAUGGAGGACAGAAAAGGCGACAAGAUUAGAAAAAUCUUCCAAAACGAGGAAAACAUGAUUGCUGGAGCACUCGGUGAUUUAAAGACAGAAAAGAAACAGAAUGAAGAGGCCAAGUAUGAGCCUAGAGAUGAAUUUGGGAGAAUAGCUUCAGAUAUUCUUCAAGGCGAAAGACUUCUUCAGCGUUUGCAACUAGUGCAGCAACGACAGGAGGCAGAUAUGUCCCAAGAGGUUCGCCAUGAGAUGGAACAUGAGGAGAAGUUUUUGGCUGAAGCGGAAAUUGGAGGGGACCAGACAGGCCAAGACCAAAAAGACCAGAUCAGAUUUCACACCAUCAGGACAAAGACAAGCCUGUUGGAAAGAGAAAAGACUGAAGGAACUGAGAGAGGAGAAACCCAAGAGAAGAUACUUGAGCACUUUGGUACUCCCACAAGAGAAGCAAAUUGUUCUGAUGAUACCCCAAGUCUCAGUUGUGAGUCUCCAAUCAGUUCCAAUGAAACCAUUUCCACUUCAAGUACCCUUCGAUCCGCCCGGCACCGUUUCUCCGUCACGGAAACGUCCACGGAAAAGCAAAUCCAUGAGGAUGCCCAAGGGAAACAAAACUCGCAGAGGUCUGGGGGGAUUCUGAACCUGGCGGAUGAUCCGGAUGUACUGGAAAUCCCCUUUAAAACAAAUAUCGUGUUCAAAGUAGCACCCACCAAAAUCUGUCAAGAUCAGGACGAUGAAUGGCAGUUGAAGGUGCCGAGUCAGGAGAGUCCGAGAAGACUUGGAACUGGACAGGAGGAGGUCUCAGAGUUUGGUAGAAAAGAGGCCCAUCAAAAGACAAAAUUGCUGUUUGAAGAUUUCCAGCAGGAUAACACACACGGUCCAACCAGAUUACGAAAAGCUGCUUCAACAUCAUUGACAAAUCACGAUUCUCCUACGGUUCUCGAACGUACGCUUAGCUUGGAUAUGUUUUCGCUCUCGGAAAAGAAGAAAAGUUCCGAAAACCUGGGCUCCAAGAUUCCGAGUGCGGGAUCUCGAGAUCGGACCCGAUUAUCGCCAUACCCAAAUGUACGUCUUUGCCGAAGUUCGGACUCCAUCAGUUCAGAUGUCUCCGUGGUAGAAAAUGACAGAUCUGAAGGGACUGGACGGGAAGCUCCCGUGCUCCAACAAAAUCCUUUCUUCAAGUUGCGUCCAGCAUCGGCUCUAAAGCCAAAGGUUGAGGAGGACAUCCGGGAAGCUGAAGCAAGAGAAGACGAACUUCGGAAACAACGAGAUUCCUUGUAUGGAGAGAAGCAACAUCGUACAGAGGAAGGUGACAAGCCGAAACGUACUUCGACUGUCAUAGCAGGUGGAAAGCAACGGUCUCGGGGUAAACUGGAACGAGUCUGGCCACCACCCAGCAAGAAAGAGCAACUUAAAUUUGAACAUACACAGGUGCCGAGUGUACACAGAGCUGGAAAUCAGAGGUCUAAUCUCUGGCAACGCUGGGAGUUUGGUCAAAUCAACGGACAGCCGUCACCAGAAAAGGACUGACAACUCCGACAUCAAAUAUCAACAUUGAAAUUAUUGUUCCAAGUAGUUAAAUCCUGUUUAUGUAUUAGCGUUUCACACCUGGUUUGUAUAUUUUGCUUCAACUAACUAACUGUAGCUCGGUUAUAUUCUUUUCUUUUUUGGAGUUUUAAAUUUGUUUCUAUAGUAAACAUCCACAAUAAACGUCUUUUUGCCCUUUAUUUU